Molecule: messenger RNA, 1411 nt
Organism: Meloidogyne enterolobii
Lineage: Eukaryota; Metazoa; Nematoda; Chromadorea; Rhabditida; Meloidogynidae
Source: the annotation of a GenBank genome assembly
GCCCAUUUAACGGAGAAUUUUUAAAAUUAAAGGAAAAUCGACUGUAUUAUCUGCUUCCGCAGUCUAUUUAUAUUGGCACGCAGGCGCCUUGUUAUCCAAUAAGAUUUCCAAAUAUUUUCCAAUUCCAACCAAUAAUUUAUUUUCUGAAUCUAAGUAAAUUAAAGUAGUGAAAUAACAAUACAAUAAAAAUACAAUUUUUAUCUACGUAAGUGAAUAGAAUUUAACCAAUUUAAAGAUGAAAAUUUACAAUUUACUUCUUUUAAAUUUUUGUCUUCUUCAAUUAAUUUUAUUAUUAUUUGGAAUGAAUCCCGAAGAAGGUCCGUCAGGAACACAAUCAGGAUGGAUUUAUCAAGAAGAAGGUUCUGGAUCGCAACAAUCUGCAGAACUGGAAGUUUAUAAUCAAUUGACCGAACAAAUUGGUACUUUUGUUCAAAACUAUGCGGACUUAAACACUUGUGAUGGGAUCGAAGCUCGGCAUUUAGACAACUAUGACAAUGUGGAAGAAAUUACCAGUGUGGCUGAUCAUGACCAAUUUAGUCAUUUGUUGCAAAUAUAUAGCGACUUAGAUAAAGAAAAUUCUAAAGAUUCGCAAAAUAUUACCAAUGUUGGAGAACAAUAUGAAAAUUUGGAUAAGGCAUAUAAGGAUUUAUUAAAUGAAUCUAUUGAAAUUAAUGGGAAUUUAAGUCCGUUUAUGGUAGAUGGGUGUAUCCAAUAUCAGCGAUAUAAUAAGAUGGAACAACAAGUCAUAAAAAACCUAAUCUCCGCAAUUCAAAAUAAUAUAAACGAGCAAAUCGGAAUUAUAAAUGAUAUGCAAAAACUUUACGAUUUCGUCAAUCAUCACAAUUUUAAUCAGGCGAUUCAAUUUGAAGAACAAAUUUCAAAAUCGGAACAACCAAUCGAACUAUUUUUAGCUUUAUCACGAUUAAGAAGACAAACUCAAAAGUUGGUUUAUCAGUUUGAAUACUUAGAACCUCUUCCGGACAUAGAAGUUCGGAAGUUAAACCCAAAAAGCAGUGGAUUCGGGCAUGAAAUUACUAAUGUUUUAGAACAAAUUGAUAAUUUGCUAUAUGCAUAUGCUGAAUUAAGUGAGGCUGAUAAGUUUGAUGAAAGUUUAAGAUCAAGUUUAAAUGAAAGAAACCAAAACCAGGACAAAGGAAUUAAUCAACAAAUAAAUAAACUGAACGACUCGCGUCAAAAGAGAAAAGAUAAGAAAAUAAAAAUUAUAAAGGAUAUGCGAAAACUUCACGAUUAUCUUUAUGAAAAAUAUAUAGAACAUCUCAUUUCUAUUCUGGAGCAUCGUCAAAUAGAAGUUGCAAAAAUAUGUAGAGAAGAUCAGCAUGGACAAGUUGGAGAAAGUCAAAAAAAGAUCAAAACGAAAUCAAAAAAGAACAAAAGUAGAAAUAGAAAUUAG